GCGGGCCGUGAGGGCGCCGGAGGAGUGCGGGGAUUGCUGCGGGCCGGAUGGGUCGUGCAAAGGCAGUAGUCGCCAAUGCCGCGGGAAGGCUCUGAAGUUCCAUCAUGUCCGAAUCCAGGUCUUCAGGAAGGAGAAAAGCCCAGAUCGCUUUGUCACCGAGUGCAAAGAAGAAAAAGAAAGAAGCGGCGAGGAAAGCGAAAGAUAAAGGAACGCCCUCUAUACCUCCGCAGUCCUGCUCUAUUAUUUCGUUAUUCAACAAUGCGCCUCCUGCUAAAGUUAGCUGUCCCGUGUGUGGGCAGCUGGUGCCGAGGUACGGGAUAAACCAGCACAUGGACUGGCUGUGUCGAAGCAGCUGUGCCGGGCUGGGUGCUGCUGCUGCUGGUGGUGAUGGGGGUGCGGCGCUCGGCACCACACAGAGUCUGCCAGGCACACCUGUGAGCUUUAAUUCCAGCCCGUAUUGCUCGGAGCCCUCGCAUCUGAGGACAAGUCCUUCCCAAAGCAGAGUGCUGAAAACAGAAGGCAGGGCAGUGCAGCACGUUAGUCCUUAUUUUAGCAGUCGGGGUCCAGCCGGUGAUGUUUACACUGAGCCCCUGGAGCAAACGGUUAAAGUCGUUUCUUUGGGAAGCUUGUCAUCUAAACUGUCCAGAAGACGUCGCAUCCAGAGGGGAAAACAGAUCAUGUAUAAGGAGAUGGACUCCUCGCCUCCAGCUGCUCACAGCAUGUGUGGCAGUGCUGCAGCACUGGAUGGCAGUGCUGAUGACAUCUGUGCUGGGAGUAGUUCUCAGAAAGAAAACGAGCUUGUUCAGAGAGUGCACCAGGAGCAAAAUCCCUUGGAAGAGUUUGAAUUUCAAACUGAAAUAGACGAAUAUAAUAAGGGAGAUGUUACAGAUGUUGUUCAGGUAUCGUUACCGGCUGAUGGAGUGCUGUUUGGUGCAAGGAACUCCAGAGCGGGAAGUAGAUCUAAAGGCGUGGUGCUCAGUCCCAGUAAUUCUCAAACACCUCUGGCUGUUGGUACCUCAGCAGGGCUGGUCAGCAGUUCAGAGGUUGAGGCACAGCCUCGUGCUCAGCAUGUUCCGUCUUCAGAGAUGGAAGUGGACUGUGGUACGCAAAGCUGCUUUAAUGACGGUGAUGAACAGGUACUUCCUGUGGAAGUUCUUGAAGACUUUAAUUAUGAGUUUAAUCAUAACUUAGCAGAAACUGUGGAAAAGGUGGAUUCUCAAAAUUCUGUUGGUGAUAUUUUAAAUAAAAUAAAUGAGGUUAGCUCUCCUAGUCACCCAUAUUACCUCCGAAACUUUUUAAUGGUGUUGCGAGCAGUGUUGGAGAAUGAAGAUGAUCUGAGACUCUUUGAUGAGCAAGAUAUGAACGUUAUUACUCAGUUCUGCCAAUUAUCAGUUGGUGGGCAGAAGUUAUAUGUGAGACUUUUUCAACGUAAGCUGAACUGGUUAAAAGUGAACAAAAUUGAGUAUGAAGAGAUAGCUAAGGAUUUGUCACCAAUAAUUGAAGAACUGGUUGAAGCCAGAUUUUUGCAAACAGAAUCUGAGCUGGAAGACCUGUGUGAAGGUUUGGAUUUGCUUUCUGCCCCUGAACUAAAAUCUUUAGCAAAGAUCUUUCACUUGCCAAAUCCAAAUGGUCAGAAACAACAACUUGUGGAUGAUUUCCUGAGGUUGGCAAAGCAACGUUCCAUCUUCAGCAGGAAUCAGGCUGGUAUUGGGACUGUUAUUUUAAAAAGGGCAAAGGAUCUGGUGGGAAGAUCAGUCAGAAUAUGUAAAGGCCCUCGAGCUGUCUUUUCUCGAAUCCUGCUGCUAUUUUCCCUGUCUGAAUCAGUGGAGGAUGAAGAAGCUGGCAGUGCUGGUCAAGGGCAGCUCUUCACAGUUCUUAUGGUAAACAUGGGACGUAUGGUGUUCCCCAGUUAUGCUGUGAAUAGGAAAACACAAGUCUUCCAGGACAGAGAGGAUCUUAUCAGGUAUGCAAAUGCUGCUCACCUGUCAAACGAUAUAGCCACUGCAAUGGUAAAUGGGAACUGGGAAGAAGCUCAUCGUCUGUAUGCGUGUGCAAAAGAAACCUGGAACAGUCUGAAAGAUCACCCCUCUUUGAGCAAUCACAGAGUUCUACCCGAGUAUCUGCGACAUUUCACAGUUGGCUGGAAAUACACAAGGAUACUUUCUCAAGGUGUUGAAAUUUUGCAGAGACUUCACAUGUAUGAGGCAGCAGUGCAGGAGCUGCAGGAGCUUUUGGCUCAGGACGUGUAUUGUACCGACAGCAGGGGGCGCUGGUGGGAUCGCCUCGCUCUGAAUUUACAUCAGCACUUGAAAAACACCCCGCAGGCUGUUGACUGCAUUAGGAAUGGACUGGCUGACCCGUUUGUACGGACGGGGCACCGUCUCGCUCUCUACCUGCGGGCUCUACGCAUCAGAGACUCACCAAGCUGCAGGCAGCUCAGAUGCCUUUUUCAUGAUUUGCCAGGCAUAACUGUGGAGGAUGUGACACACGUUACAAUCAAGGGAAAGAUGUGUCCUCAAACAGGAGUGGGAAAAUCUGUGUUUCUAAUGGAGGAUAUCAGUGAUGAAGAAGAAGGAGGCAAAGACUGCAGUGUAUCCACAGUCAUGUGCUCAGUUGAGGAGCUUGCAUUAACUCAUUACAGACAGAAUGGUUUUGAUCAGGGUAUUCAUGGAGAGGGUUCAACGUUUAUUACACUGUAUGGUAUUCUAAUGUGGGAUAUCAUUUUCAUGGAUGGCAUACCUGAUGUCUUCAGAAAUUCCUAUCAGAUGUUCCCCCUGGAUUUGUACACUGACUGCUUCUAUGAGAACAGGAGGGAUGCCAUUGAGGCCAGGCUCCAGCAGCUUCACGGAGCUUCUGUGGAGACUCUGGCAAACUUGAUUGCUGACAUCUGGACCACGCAGGAGGGAAAAGCAGCAGCACUGGUUAGCUGGGGACUUUUUAGUUCCCUCCAGCAGGUUCAGAGCCUUGUCUCUUGCCUUGGAGGAACGUUUCUGAGUGGUGUUUUUAGGCGACUUUCCAAAGAUCUGCGCCACUGCAGAGGGGGGCUUCCUGAUCUGGUGGUGUGGAGUACUCACAGUAAUCACUUCAAGCUCGUAGAAGUGAAAGGCCCCAACGAUCGCCUGUCCCACAAGCAGAUGAUCUGGCUGAGCGAGCUGAAGAAGCUGGGGGCUGCUGUAGAAGUCUGUCACGUACAAGCAGUUGGAGCUAAAAGUAAACGGCUCAGUUGACAAAAGCACAGCAUCCCUGCUUUUCUUGGAGAAAAAAGCCAAAUAGCCCCACCUGUUUUGUUGUUGGAGGAAGUGAAAGAAAAGCACCUGAAAUUCACUCUGGAAAGGUAUGAAUUUUAUUUAGUCUAAUUUACUUCACAUUCACAAGUCAGCAUCAGGAUGUUAUAAUCUUCCUGGCACUGCUACUUUACUCAGUAAAUCAUUAUCAGGCACAAGGGUUUUAGUUUCAAUUGAAAUAGCAAACUCUACACCAUCACAGCAACAGCAUUAGAACCCUACUGCCUAGAGCCACUUGAGGUACAGAUUUCUGUCUCUUCCACUGGAGGCUGCAAAUGUUAGAAAUUUUUGGUUUUAAUGUUUCUUUCCAUCUGAGUGGAAGCCAAAACCUUUGACCCACUUGCUACAUCUUCAUUCCGAGUACAAGGCAGUCAAUAGCAAAGUGGUAUUGCCAGCAUGUGCACACACACACACACAGGUGCAGGCCUGGGUUUACAUGUAACACGCUUUUCAAUGAGUUUCUGGAAUGAAAGGAAUUUCUUUGAUUUUUGGCAGUAAAAACGGGGAAUAAUGUUGUCCUACCACAGUGACCUCUACCUAGCAGUAAUCAGUGACACCACAGGUACACUUAAAUCUUACCAACCUGCAAUUUGUGUUUCACCCCCUGCAAGGUUUACAGUGUAGUUACAAAAAAUAAUGAUUAUAACAGCUGGUACCAGCCAAAAUAGUGCACUUUUCUUUUACAAGAAACAGACAAAAAUAGGAGCUUCUCGGUAGCUUUUCUACUCUUGAAACAACCAAAUGCCAUCAACAGUUUUGUUUUAAAAUGGUGAACAGAAACAGUAAUUUGAGAACGUGUAUACAUAUACACACACACACAUUCAUAUACACACUUGUAUGUUGAUUUUGUACACAGAAAUUAAGUACUUGCACACCAAAACUGCUUCUGAAAGCUAUUAGAAAUGUUCAGAGCAGUCCCUGCUGAUGAUAAGGCAACUGUGUAGAGAGGAGAGUAUUUUGAAAUUAGCUUUUAGUACCUGUGUUUCAAAAGUGAAUUUAAAGAAGGAAAAAAAAAAAAAAAAGCUGUAGAACUUACUGAGAGGGAAGAACCAACAGUCACAGGUGCUCUCAGUCUGCAAACACAAGGCAGCAAACAGGCUCCUCUCCUCCCUCCAUCCUUUCCAUGCAAGUUGGGGAUGUCCUCUGCCUGCCUAACUCUCCUGCUAACUGCUUAUUAAGCAAGUCUGUUAUUUUUUAACAUCCCCUCCCCUAUUAUGUAUGUAUAGUUAUAUGUAUAUCUAUAUACAUAUACCUAUACAUAUAGACUACAAAGACCAUCUGCAGCAUCUGUACCCACUGUUGAACUGAAAGGUAAAAAUUUCUUAAGUCUCAUUACAGUCAACCUCAUUUGUUUAAACACAGCACCCAUUUUUCCCCAGCAGGCAUCGGCCUAAAUACUGUGUGUUGUAUUCUACCAGCUCCCUGUUUGAGUAAUUAUUUUUUUUUAAUACAUUUUAGGUUCUUUUAAGCCAAACAAGUUACACCUUUAAGGACAAAAAAAGACACCAUAGUUCUAAUUGUAAUUUAAGGAGAAAAAAAAAAAAAAGAGGAAAAA
Messenger RNA from Lagopus muta (rock ptarmigan), 4839 nucleotides. RefSeq names its product FANCD2 and FANCI associated nuclease 1 (gene FAN1). NCBI's taxonomy places the organism in Eukaryota, Metazoa, Chordata, Aves, Galliformes, Phasianidae. Bases 105 to 3227 code for a protein of 1040 amino acids. The transcript has 14 exons. Gene Ontology annotation, cellular component: nucleus. Gene Ontology annotation, molecular function: 5'-3' exonuclease activity; 5'-flap endonuclease activity; flap-structured DNA binding. The record is from RefSeq and is a predicted model, not a curated record. Gene Ontology annotation, biological process: interstrand cross-link repair.